Messenger RNA from Choloepus didactylus (southern two-toed sloth), 1471 nucleotides. RefSeq names its product mitochondrial transcription termination factor 3 (gene MTERF3). The transcript is spliced from 8 exons. The record is from RefSeq and is a predicted model, not a curated record. Gene Ontology annotation, cellular component: mitochondrion. Lineage: Eukaryota; Metazoa; Chordata; Mammalia; Pilosa; Megalonychidae. Bases 150 to 1403 code for a protein of 417 amino acids. Gene Ontology annotation, molecular function: double-stranded DNA binding. Gene Ontology annotation, biological process: regulation of DNA-templated transcription; mitochondrial ribosome assembly.
AGAGCGGAAGGGGCUGGGGUCCGGCCCCCUUCGGGUUUCGGACGCGCUCGCGUCCAGGCCGCGCCCCGCCACCGGGUCAGAGCCGCGCCUCUGGACCUCAUGGCCUUUGGAUCUUCGCGGCCCAGGCGAGAUCGGCUGCUUUAAGAAAAAUGGCCCUCUCAGCCCAGCAGAUACCCAGAUGGUUCAACUCAAUUAAAUUGGGUAGCUUCAUCAAUGCUACACAACCCAGCAGACAUUUUCAGAGACCAGGAAGAAAAUUAUUGCGUGGCUCUUCUGCUAAGCCUCUGAUAUCCUCUGACAAUGGUGUACUCCAGUGGGGAUUUAAGACUUUUAGGACUUCCUCCUUAUGGAAUAGUUUCCAGCAUACCAACACAAGUAGGCAAGAGAAUAAUUCUGCCCAAAGCACUCGGCUUCCUUCUGUGAAUGAACAGUCACAGAAGACACAAAGGACACCCAACUUUGAUUCUGAGCUGUGUUUAGAAGAACUGGAAGAUUUACCUCCAUUGUCUCCAUUGCAACCAGUUUCCGAGAAAGAGGCUAUUCAAAUUAUUGCAGACCCUCUGUUGCCCCCAGUUUCAUUCACACUUCGAGACUAUGUGGAUCAUUCUGAGACUCUGCAGAAGUUAGUGCUUCUAGGGGUCGAUUUGUCCAAGAUAGAAAAACAUUCUGAUGCAGCCAACCACCUUCUGAGACUGGAUUUUGAGAAAGACUUUAAGAAAAUACUCCUGUUUCUUAAAGAUUUGGGUAUAGAGGAUAACCAACUGGGAGCAUUCUUGACUAAAAAUUAUGCCAUUUUCUCUGAAGACCUUGAAAAUCUUAAGAUCAGGGUGGCUUACCUACAGUCAAAAAAGUUCAGUAAGACAGAUAUUGCACAGAUGGUCAGAAAGGCACCAUUUUUGCUGAGUUUUUCGGUGGAAAGGCUGGAUAACAGAUUGGGAUUUUUUCAGAAAGAACUUGAACUUAAUGUGAAGAAGACUAGAGAUCUGGUAAUUCGUCUCCCAAGGCUGCUAACUGGAAGUCUAGAGCCUGUGAAAGAAAAUAUGAAGGUUUAUCGUCUUGAACUUGGUUUUAAACACAAUGAAAUUCAACAUAUGAUCACCAGAAUCCCAAAGAUGUUAACUGCAAAUAAAAGGAAACUUACUGACACUUUUGAUUAUGUGCACAACGUGAUGCAGAUUCCCCACCACAUCAUUGUAAGGUUCCCACAGGUAUUUAAUACAAAGUUGUUAAAAAUCAAAGAAAGACAUUUGUUUCUUACCUAUUUAGGAAGAGCACAGUAUGAUCCAGCAAAAUCUAACUACAUCUCUUUGGACAAACUAGUAUCUAUUCCUGAUGAAAUAUUUUGUGAAGAGAUUGCCAAAGCCUCAGUACAGGACUUUGAAAAAUUCUUAAAAACUCUUUAGUUUUUGAUGAAUAUUAAAAUGUAAUAAAGUGAAAGUAUAUAUGAAUAAAUAAAUAUAUUUUAAAUAAA